CAUUGCCAAUGUGAUUUCAUUCACAUCUGUCGCAAGUCACCAGGCUCUCACAAACUUCGACUUGUUGUUGAAUCGUUUAGUUAACACUGCUGCUCCUCAAUCCAGGCGCCGCAGCGACUUUAGCUCCCGCACUUUCUUCUAGCUCCGACCCGGCCAGCAGCGUUGCCACGGCGUUUACCGAAAGAUCAUACCAUACAGCCUGUCGGCACUCGACUAGUUUGCUCGAUCCAAGAGAAAAAGGCCGUCAAACGCCGUCCCAGGAAGCUGGUGUUCCCAUCUUCGCCUGUCGACCCCUCAUCGCCCAAAGUUUAGCAGCACGCUACGAACAAUCCUUUCGGACUCCUCUCCGAAACCUGGCCAGAGCUUCUGGAACGUCUUGAGGCUAAAACUCCCUAGAAUAGCUUCUGCAUUUCUUCUUCAACUCUGCUCAGCUAUACCGGUACAUGCAGUAGCGCAACCAUGGCACGCUCACCUAACAAGGACGAUGCGGUCAUCAUCGUCGGGGCCGGCAUCUUUGGUCUCAGCACCGCGUUGCACCUGUCUCGCCGGGGAUACAAGAACGUCACGGUCUAUGACAGGCAGCCCUACCACGAAAGUCUUUACUCGUAUUUUAAAGGCGCCGAUGGAGCUUCUGCAGACAUGAACAAAAUCAUCAGAUCUGCGUAUGGCGCACAAACGGAGUACCAAGGGUUGACCAUUGAGGCGCUAGAGGGCUGGACCGCUUGGAACGAGGAGCUGGCCAGCGGGAAGACAGUCCCACCCGGCCUAACCACCAACGACCGCGUAUUUGUCAAUAACGGCAACCUGUCACUCUCAGACUCAGCAACCCUGCCGCAAUUCGAGCAGGACACAGUUGACAACAUGGAGGCAGCAGGGCAUCGAAAUACUCAGCUGAUCACCAUUGAUGAGGAACACCAAAGGAUCGCUGCUGAGAAAGGAUGGUCUUUUGGAAUGGACCCGUUCCGACGUUUGCAAAGAGGUCUCAACGCGGCCGGCGUUCUCGACACGACGGGAGGCAUGGCCGUGGCUGACAAGGCCUGCCGUUUUGCGCUAUACAAGGCGGAAAGCCAAGGCGUCAAGUUUGUGUUAGAUUCGCAAGCUGGUGCUCUUGUCUCGUUGAUCUACGAGGAGAAGAAGGUUAGCGGGAUCAAAACCCGAGACGGCAAGGAACACCAUGCAAAGCUGACUAUCAUGGCAUGUGGCGGCUGGACACCUUCUUUACUCCCAGAUCUAGACGGUUUGUGUGAGACGACGGCAGGAUCGGUGGUACUACUCAAGAUACCCCGUGAAUCGCCGUUAUUUAGUCGUUUCGCACCCGAAAACUUCCCAACUUUCACAUACAAAGUGAGAGACGGCGCUGAAGGUGGUCUAUACGGGUUCCCUAGGGAUGAGAAUGGCUGGCUGAAGAUCGGCUAUCGCGGAACCAAAUACACAAACCCCGUCAAGCAAGCUGACGGUAGGGAACGCAGCGUACCCGUAACACGGUGGUCGAGUGCAUCGGGGCCUAGCGAUCCUAACGAAGCGACUAAUGAGCGCCUGACGACGAUUCCCCAGCAAGCUCUGAGAGUUUUGCGCUUAUUCUUGGCAGAGAAUCUCCCGGAGCUAGGCGCCGAAGGCAUCGAUAUUUCUUUCACUAGAGUGUGCUGGUAUACAGACAGCUACGAUAAUCAUUUUGUGAUUGACCAUGUCCCCGACACCGAGGAGUCACUUAUGGUUGCGACUGGCGGGAGUGGACACGCGUUCAAGUAUCUUCCCAACAUUGGCAACUGGGUUGUAGACAAAGUGGAAAAGAAGGGCCAAGACCAGAUUCCACCAAAGCUUUGGAAGUGGAGACAGAUUGGGAAACAGGAGAAGCCGUAUAAUGUCUUAAUGGAAGGAAGCAAGGGCCCGACAGCUCUCGGCAACGUGCCUUUGGCGGCCGAGAUCGAGAUAUCCGGUAGUGUUAAAUCUAGGAUGUAGAAUCGAGGC
Messenger RNA from Colletotrichum scovillei, 1968 nucleotides. RefSeq lists its product as uncharacterized. The transcript is spliced from 2 exons. Gene Ontology annotation, molecular function: flavin adenine dinucleotide binding; sarcosine oxidase activity. NCBI's taxonomy places the organism in Eukaryota, Fungi, Ascomycota, Sordariomycetes, Glomerellales, Glomerellaceae. Bases 460 to 1959 code for a protein of 499 amino acids. The record is from RefSeq and is a predicted model, not a curated record.